This is a messenger RNA of Fusarium falciforme, 519 nucleotides long. RefSeq lists its product as hypothetical. The record is from RefSeq and is a predicted model, not a curated record. Bases 1 to 519 code for a protein of 172 amino acids. Lineage: Eukaryota; Fungi; Ascomycota; Sordariomycetes; Hypocreales; Nectriaceae. The transcript has a single exon.
AUGGCAAAGCAGACCGACGUUGAGACAAACGAGCGCGCAGCCGCCUGGAUUCCCUGGCUUACUUGGCUAUUGGAGCACGCAGAAACCGUCACACCGGAGGUCAAUGACACCAAGAGCUCACCAACCACUAAGGAAGGUGGUGAAAGCGAGUGCGCCGACGACAGUACCGUAGAUUGGGUUUAUGUCGACCCCUAUGACACCGAAUGCGGCACACUGCCGCGAGAGUGCAUGGACCCAGACUUUUUGAUCUGGGUCAACUCUGAAGGGCGUCAUCUCAUGGAGGAUGACCCAGAGGCAAUUAGGGGUGUUACUGAGGCUCUUCGUGGACUAGACAGGGAUCGAGCUGCUGCUGUUCGCAGACUGAUCCAGGAGCGGUGGAAGAAGGCUGCGGCCGUUUACAAGGAACAGGCACAAGAGGCCAAGGACAAGCCUAAGAAGACCGAAAAGGAGCCCGCCAAGGAUGUCACUCAAGAUGAGUGGACGUCCAAGAAUCUCAUUUUCCCCAAGCUUAGCUUUUGA